AUGGAUUCUCCUCCAGCAAAAGCCUGCGUGGAUGAUGGGUUAACAAGGAGCUAUAGUGCAGCUACAGAGGGCUACACUAUUCCCCUCGAGCCUGUAAUAUCCAAACUACCCAGUAUCUUAAAUCCCCCCGAAUUUGAGAUAUACUGGGACCCCCAAGAUACCCAGAAUCCCCGUCUAUGGCCCCUGUGGUACAAAAGCCUCACAGUGAUGACCAUGAGUCUCGGCGCUACAGUCGUAAGUCUCUUCAGCACGUUAUACACAUCGGGGAUCCCAGGGCUGCAAGAUGAAUUCCAUAUAUCCAAGAGUGUGGCCCUCCUGGGCGUCACCACAUACCUCCUCGGCAUGGCGGCGGGAACGGUUAUAUUUGCGCCGCUGAGUGAAGUCGUGGGUCGACGGCCUGUUUAUAUUGUCUCCAUGGCAAUAUUCCUCGUACUGAUACUGCCGAGUGCCUUAGCGUCCAACAUUGAGUCAAUUCUCGUGAGCAGGUUCUUUGGGGGUUUUUUCGGAAGUGCAAUGAUGUCCAACUCUCCCGCCUCUGUCAAUGAUAUUGUCUCCGAUGAGUACCGCGCUCUGGCUUUUGGCUUCUGGUCGAUUGGACCUACUAAUGGCCCGGUUUAUGGUCCGAUUAUCGGUGGCUUUGUAUUCCAAUAUCUGGGUUGGAGAUGGACGAACUGGAUUGUUCUCAUUAUGGGCGGUGUCGUUUUGGCUUUGAUGGUCUGUAUCAAAGAAACGUACGCUCCGCUUAUAUUGAGAAAACGAGCCGAAAAACAACGGAAGGAAACGCAGAAUCCAAAAUGGUGGACUCGUUAUGAUGGUGAAAAGGAUCUCAAGUCAUUGCUUAAAACGAGUCUCAGUCGGCCGUUUAUGAUGAUCAUAACGGAACCAAUAUGUCUAUUCUGGGAUACCUACGUCGCAAUCGUCUACGCCAUCCUCUACCUCUGCUUCGUCGCCUACCCAAUCGCCUUCCACCAAGAACGCGGCUGGUCCCCCGGAACCAGCGGCCUUUCCUUCACCGGCAUAGGAGUCGGCGUCCUAAUCGCCAUCGCCAUGGAGCCCCUCUUCCGCAAAGUCAUCAACCUCCACCGCAAAAGCCCAGAAACCGGCACAGUGCCACCAGAAGCUAUGGUCAGCAUCAUCUGUUUCGGCGCAACGCUUCUAGCAAUCGGCCAGCUGUGGUUCGCCUGGACUUGCACGCCCAAUGUGCACUGGAUUGCGCCCAUUCUGGCGGGCGUUCCCUUUGGCGCUGGGAAUGCGUGCGUCUUUAUCUAUGCGAGUAACUAUAUGGCGCGCUCGUACGGUAUCUAUGCUGCUUCGGCGCUUGCGGGGAAUAUGGUGUUGCGGAGUGUUAUGGGGGCUUGUCUUCCGCUUGCUGGGCCGGAAAUGUAUGCGACGCUUGGGUUGAAUUGGGCGAGUACGCUGCUGGGGAUUGUGGAGGCUGUGUGCAUUUUGAUUCCUGUUGUUUUUUACUUUCAUGGGCAUAAGAUUCGGAAAGCGAGUCCGCUUAUUAGGGAGAUGGAGAUGUUACUGGAAACGUGA
Molecule: messenger RNA, 1536 nt
Organism: Aspergillus campestris IBT 28561
Lineage: Eukaryota; Fungi; Ascomycota; Eurotiomycetes; Eurotiales; Aspergillaceae
Product: MFS transporter
Exons: 2
Coding region: 1-1536 (511 amino acids)
Biological process (GO): transmembrane transport
Molecular function (GO): transmembrane transporter activity
Source: RefSeq, a predicted model, not a curated record